CUUCACUCCACACCUUCUCCUGCCACACGCAUAUCUUCGCCGGAGCUCCUUUCACCAAUGGCCUCCCUUGCGACCGCCGCCGCUGCUCCAGCCGCCCUCGGCCACUCUGAGAUGUUCGGCAUCUCGCUCGGCUCAAUCACCACCGUUCGUGCUGCUGCUCCGCCUUCUUCAUCGGCCUCCGGAUCAAAGAUCGUCGCCCUCUUCUCCAAGAAAGCUCCGGCAAAGUCGAAGGCCGUCCCCGCCUCCCCGGUCAGUGAAGAACUGGCCAAGUGGUAUGGUCCUGAUAGGAGGAUCUUCUUGCCGGAGGGGCUCCUUGAUCGGUCUGAUGUGCCGGAAUACCUCACCGGAGAAGUUCCCGGAGAGUGAGUGCUUCAUUUCUAUUACUGAUUUUUUUUUAUUGCUUGAAUAAGUUACAAUUGUUACCAGAAAAAUUAUUAUGAACUAUUUUAUUGGCUGUAAAAUGUGUGCGAAAUAGAAAGGGAAAAAUUUUAGGGUUGGGAGAUCUUGACUAAAUCUUUUUCACCAUUAAAAAUAUAUGAUAUAAAUAAUUUAAUUAUAUUACAAGAUAAAAUGCCAUACAUAAAAUUAAAGUCACAAUAAUAAUAACAACAACAAGCUUUUAUGUGUGGUCAGCCCACAAUAUUAAAAUUGAAUGUGAUAAAAAUAAUUUUCUUCGCUGUUUUUUAAAACAACUUUUUAAUAUAAAAAUAUUUUGAAACUAACAAAAAAAUAGUGGCCAGAAGUUUUUGCAAACAAAACCAAAGAGUUUUUUAUUUAUUAUUUUCCAAUCGAGCACACAACAAAACAUAUUAAAUGCAUGUCGUGACCUAUAUAUAUUGGGAUUAACUAUUCUGUGCGGACACUGAACUCCAUUCGGAGAUCAACCAGAAUG
Molecule: messenger RNA, 892 nt
Organism: Dendrobium catenatum
Lineage: Eukaryota; Viridiplantae; Streptophyta; Magnoliopsida; Asparagales; Orchidaceae
Product: chlorophyll a-b binding protein CP26, chloroplastic-like
Exons: 2
Coding region: 58-366 (102 amino acids)
Source: RefSeq, a predicted model, not a curated record